Messenger RNA from Gongylonema pulchrum, 939 nucleotides. The record is from the annotation of a GenBank genome assembly. Lineage: Eukaryota; Metazoa; Nematoda; Chromadorea; Rhabditida; Gongylonematidae.
AUGAUUUUGUUUCGUGUUGUGGCUCAGUGGUUUGAAACCUUGCUCGAAAAACUGUUCGACAAGUUGGAAGCAUGCUGGCAGUUCAAUUCACUGAACGUAAAAAGUGCCGCCAAACAGAAUGAGCCGAGAAAGCCAUUCAGACACAAGAUUGAAAUCGCAGAUAGGCGUUUCUUCAUGUUUACGUUGGAAUCCGUCAAAGCACUGACUAAACAAAUACCUUCCGUCGCCGCCUUCACAGUAUCGUCAGAUAACUUAACAUGGAUAUUAAACGAAUGGCAAAAAAAGUCGUAUGCGUCAGAUCCGUUUCAUAUACCACCUGCUGGCUUCUUGCUGAUCGAUAAUCUACAAAAAGUGGUUGUGGAUAAUGGUGCCGUUCGUUCACCUUGUGCUUCUCCCAGUCACCUCAAAGCACUGUGGAAAGAAUCAUGGUCUCAGCAACCAGUAGUUUCUAGCUGGAAAACACCAAAAAGUUACAUCCAUGCUCGUCGCAUGGAAAAAAAAUUAAAAGAUUUCCGAAGAUUGACAAAAGAACUACGCAGUUUGGGACGCAAGCAACGCCAAGAAUUGCGACUUUGCGUUGCUACGAAGAAGAGAAUUGAAAAUGCGAGAAAACACGGGGCAGAUGUAUCGCAGCCCAUUUACCAGCAGUUGGAACAGCACUUACAGACACUGAUCGAACGAUUCUAUCACACUGGCCAAAGAAUCCGAGGCUUGAAGACAAGUGUUCAGUACGAACUGCGUCCUGCCUUGGAAGCACUGGAUCAGGAAUAUGCUGCUCAGUCUCGAGCUUGUCAGAACGGCCCAAAUAUUCCUCGAGCAAGAGUCGUAGACAGCAUGAUUUGGGAUUCGUUAAAGGGCCAAAUCGCUGAUUGCGCACAAGACCUACAAGCAGUUGAUAGAAUCCGAUGGAUGAUGGAGCUAAUUUUGCAAACACGGUAA